AUAAGAAGCCAAUUUCAAUAAAUCAGAGCUAUGAAAUACUAUACUUGCAGGCAUUAAAGCCAAAUGAAAUUUUCAUCAAAACAUUUUGAACUGAUUUGAUGUAAAAGUUGUGGCAAAAUCUGUUUUCUUGAUCAAAUCUAUUUACACUUUGUAGAUAUUAACUUUUACUAGAAGUUCUAUAUAAUACUUUUAAGCAAUAACAUAGAUAUCACAUAGCAAGGAAAUCUCUAAUCAAUUUACUUGAUGUCCAUUUAGAAAGCAUUUUGGAAAAAUGUUUAGUUUAUUCAAUUAAACUGGUCAAAUUCAUAAUUUAAAGUGAUUGUCAUCUCAGUUUUCAACCUUGCAUAACAUACCCUCUUAAUUUCAAUUUUCUAAGAGAAUCUCUCCUACAUAAUCAAAAUGAGUCCAUACUUGUCCAUGUUGUCUGACAGAUUUACUAUUCUUAUUACAAUUGUAAUAUUUCUUGCAAUUCAAUCUGAGUGUAAUUUUCCAGCAUCAUCUAAAAUAGAAGGUGAAAAAGCAAACCUGAUUUUCCCAUAUCCAUGUGAUAGCACAGAAGUUACAUUACAGCAAUCAAACAGAUGGCCAUUUUAUAGUUCAACUGAAGGUUUAUCACCAUCUUUGCCUAAAAGUCAGGUUCAAAGACUAAAAGUUAAGAAUAUAAUUAACAAUGGAAGCUGCUCUCUAGAUCUUACAAUAAGGGAUCUCUUGAGAGGUGAUCAAGGGACAUACAUAUUGUUUGCAUAUAAGGAUGGUAACAUACUAGGUGAUGAUACACAUAGGAUAUAUCUUCAGGUAGAUUAUCCUCCUGGUAAUGCCUCAUGUGUUGUAGGUGUUGAUAAGGGUGGAGAUUGGGUAGUGGUGGACUGUACAGCUAAUGCUGGAACUAUACCAGGAAAGAUUGAAUGCUAUCAAGAAGGUCUAUGGAUGCCUCCCUUGACUGACCCUGUGGAGAGUGGCUCUCUAUUAGGACAAUUCAUUCUCAUCAGAAAAUCAGAGCCAGCAUUUUGCUGCUCUUCUAGUCUGUUUGAAGAUAAACCAAGAUGUGAAUGCAAUGAUACUAGUCUGAAUCUAGAUGAUAAUCACAGUAAUCAUCCUUGUCCACUUCCAUCAGAAACUCUAACCACGUAUCAUCCCUCUAUUGUCACUGAAAACAAUCCCAGUAAUAACUAUUCUACUACUAUGUCAACACCUCCAAAUAAAAUGAGAGAAUGCAAUUACAAAAAAACAGUUAUUACUCUGUCAUUUUUCAUGUGCCUAAACAGUUUCUUGCUAAUAUUCAGUCUGUUUUGUCUGUAUAAGUAUAAAAUGAGAAUUCAUGAAAAAAAAUAACCUUCUGCUUACCAAAUGGCAAUACACAGAAAUGGAUCAAUCAAGAAACAUGCAGAAUUUCAGGUUGAAGAUCAAUAAACUACAACAAGUUUUAUUUAGAAAAUACUAUAGAUUUUCAGACCUUAAGAUUAUUCACAGUGAGGGGAAGGACUCGGCUCUAUAUGUCCCUCACUAAUUAAUCAUUUAUAGUUCCAAGCAAUGGAAAUGAAUGUCCAUUUAUAAGGUAAUUACACAACUUUCAAUCAACAACAAAUUUUAUAUUGAUAUAAGAAAAACAAAUUUCAUUAAACAAACCAAAAUAACUAUUAACCUCAACAUCAAGUGGGCUGAAAUGUAAAGAGAAAAUCAAAACCCACGACACUGAAAAUAUAUCAAAUAAAUGGAUUUUAAAGAAGGAAGUUAU
This is a messenger RNA of Lytechinus variegatus (green sea urchin), 1735 nucleotides long. RefSeq lists its product as uncharacterized. Bases 400 to 1332 code for a protein of 310 amino acids. The transcript has a single exon. Lineage: Eukaryota; Metazoa; Echinodermata; Echinoidea; Temnopleuroida; Toxopneustidae. The record is from RefSeq and is a predicted model, not a curated record.